Messenger RNA from Pieris rapae (cabbage white), 1119 nucleotides. RefSeq names its product EF-hand calcium-binding domain-containing protein 1. The transcript is spliced from 6 exons. Bases 83 to 892 code for a protein of 269 amino acids. Lineage: Eukaryota; Metazoa; Arthropoda; Insecta; Lepidoptera; Pieridae. Gene Ontology annotation, molecular function: calcium ion binding. The record is from RefSeq and is a predicted model, not a curated record.
UGCAAAGGGCGGCAUCAUCAGCUUUCAUUUGUUUUUCUACUCUGCGGGUGACACACGGCGUCGAAUUUUCGUGUUUAAGAUAAUGGCAGAGAAGAAACAAAAGCAAAUCAGCAUGGCGGCAAGUGCAAUUGCUCUUCGUGGUGUCCGCCUCUUCCUCAAUGCUGGUAAAGCAGCAUCGGAGCGGAGAUCACCACCAGCACAACCAAAGCGGCGCAUCAAGACCGUGGUACCGAUAAAUAAGAUACCACAGCAAGCUCUAGAAAUUCUUCUAAGAGCGACGAGGUUUAGCAAGAAUGAAUUGGAGGCACUAUACACAAUGUACCGAAAACUGGUGGUGGAAGCUCAAGCGGCUGCUACGCCAACCAUCAUCGGACAACCUGUUCCUAAGAUAGAUGGCAUAGAUCAGAACACAUUCCGUGAUGUCAUGCAUAACACCUUUGAUUUAGUGACUGAGGAAGUAGUCCUAGACCGAAUAUGGAGUUCCUGGGAUCGGGGGGUAAAUGGUGGAGAAGGGGCUAUCAAGUUUGAGGCUUGGGCCAAAGGGUUAAGUGUAUUGUUACGGGGCAGUAACGACGAGAAACGAACAUACUGCUUCGGUGUAUAUGACCUAAAUUCGGAUGGGUACAUAACUAGGGAUGAAAUGUUUUUGUUACUCAAAAAUUCCUUAUUAAAGCAACCAGGGGAUGAAGACCCUGACGAAGGUGUGCGUGAUUUGGUUGAACUAGUACUCAGAAAAAUGGAUAUUGAUAAGGAUGGAAAAGUCUCUAUUGACGAUUACAGAGAAGCAGUUCAUCAAGAGCCUUUGCUUUUAGAAGCUUUCGGGCAAUGUGUGCCGGCAAGACGUCAUGCAGCAACGUUCCUAAAAACACUUUGUACAAAGUUAUCAACCUAGGGACUGGUGAUACUGCACUGAGAUAGAGUGACACACUGCAAAGUUCUCACGUUGAACGACAAUAGACAUUUGGAAGUAUAGACUUUAGUAAAUAUUGAAUCUACGCGAGACAUCUCAAAAUAUUUAUAUUAAGCUUUAGUACCUAUUAAUAACAAGACGUAAGUUUAAUAAAAUCAUUUUAAAAAUAUAAUUGUAUUACAUUAAUACUAUAAAUAUCUACGUUAUAU